Molecule: messenger RNA, 618 nt
Organism: Salvia splendens (bonfire salvia)
Lineage: Eukaryota; Viridiplantae; Streptophyta; Magnoliopsida; Lamiales; Lamiaceae
Exons: 3
Coding region: 94-618 (174 amino acids)
Source: RefSeq, a predicted model, not a curated record
CACGCCAAUUAUAUACAGGAGUGGGACAACAGACACUUUUUGGUGUGGACUGAUCUGGAGUACAGUGAUGAGCCCGUUGCAACCGAAGAAUAUAUGGAUUGGUUUCGGCAGAUAACUGUUGUGUAUUUAACCAAACCCGGCGUGCAUGCUGAACAGGGCUUCCACGAAACGGCAUCUUCUCAUAGAUUCGCGGUGGAGACACUUCACAACGUGCGCCACUUUCUAAGUGGCCAAGAUACGACAGAACAUCCGGCUUUGGGAACCAUUUCGAGGAUGAUUGAAGAAGGACUGCGGAUAUCCGGAGAGGCUGAGCGGAUGGACUACCGUCCUUCGCAGCGCUCUGCAAUGGACGUGGACGUACCCGUAAGGCAAAAGGCAAAACGACGAACCAAAAAGAAAACCGCCUGCGGAGAGUCGUCAUCUCAGCCCGUACACCGCUCCGAUGACGAUUUUGUGGAACCACCUCCACCUACAUCUGCAGUUCGAGGCCGUCAUUCUGUCAGCCACACCGGUGGUACCGGCGACGACAUUGGCAUCAGUGAUGUCCCCACUUCUCCACCGCGGUCGUCUGUGCAAGAUGACAUUUUUGGGGUGGAUCUAGAGAACGCUACGAUUUGA